Messenger RNA from Salvelinus fontinalis (brook trout), 2532 nucleotides. Its product is annotated as ras-related protein Rab-11A-like. The record is from RefSeq and is a predicted model, not a curated record. Gene Ontology annotation, cellular component: postsynaptic recycling endosome; transport vesicle; axon. The transcript has 5 exons. Gene Ontology annotation, biological process: exocytosis; neurotransmitter receptor transport, endosome to postsynaptic membrane; melanosome transport. The coding region runs from base 296 to 946 and encodes 216 amino acids. Gene Ontology annotation, molecular function: GTPase activity; GTP binding. NCBI's taxonomy places the organism in Eukaryota, Metazoa, Chordata, Actinopteri, Salmoniformes, Salmonidae.
GCUGUUACGUCGCUCACAAAUGGCAAAUUACAAGUGGUAGGGAAGAGGAGUCGAAAGUUUGUGAAAGGUAGUUUCUUGUCUUUUAAAAUUUCACAGUGAAAUAUGAGACCUAUACUCGAAUAAUAUAUUAGAGGCGUUGACAAUAGUGAGAAUUUACCUUUUUGACUCGGUUGUUUGUUCUACCGAAGCGGUCGGUUGCGAGAUAAAUGGUCAAGAAGUUUUGUCGAAUUGAACAGAGAAACCACCACGGGAGGGUUUGAACAUUUCACAUUCCAUAGGUAGAAACGUUGAAGAAAUGACGAAUAGAGAAGACGAAUAUGACUAUCUUUUCAAAGUGGUGCUGAUUGGGGACUCUGGAGUGGGGAAGAGUAACCUGCUGUCCCGCUUCACCCGUAACGAGUUCAACCUGGAGAGCAAGAGCACCAUUGGGGUGGAGUUUGCCACGCGCAGCAUCCAUGUGGAGGGCAAGACCGUCAAGGCCCAGAUCUGGGACACGGCAGGACAGGAGCGCUACAGAGCCAUCACCUCCGCGUACUACCGUGGGGCAGUGGGGGCUCUGCUGGUGUACGACAUCGCCAAGCACCUGACGUACGAAAACGCUGAACGCUGGCUGAAGGAGCUGCAGGACCACGCUGACAGCAACAUCGUCAUCAUGCUGGUGGGCAACAAGAGUGACCUGCGCCACCUCAGGGCCGUGCCCAUGGACGAGGCCAAGGCCUUGGCAGAGAAGCAUGGACUGUCUUUCCUGGAGACCUCGGCGUUAGACUCCUCUAAUGUGGAGCUGGCUUUCCAGACCAUUCUCACAGCCAUCUACAACAUCGUGUCCCAGAGGCAAAUGACGGGCCGCAGCGACACCGACUUCUCGCCCAACUCCAAUGUGGUGCCGAUCACGGUGCAGCCCACGCAGAACGCUGCCAAGUCGAGUGCCUGCUGCCAGAACAACUGAGGCCUCACCACCGCCAGGGAGAGUCAGGGACAGACAGGUAGACGGGGAGGGAGGACUGGGAGAUGAAGAGAAACCUAGAGACAAGGAUACAGGCAGACAGAAACAAGGGGAGAGAUACAAAGGGGGGCAACCAAGUGUUUCUGUAGCCUCUUUGCAUUGUUUCUUCUGUGAAGUCUGUCCCCAUCUAGUUCAAUAAGCUUUAUGGUUAUGCCUUGGCUUGAUCGGUUUUAAAUAUGAAAGAGGACAUGAUUUGAAUUCAUUUACAUGAAUUGAGAAAUUGAGCAUGUUAGGGUAUGGUCCGCCAUGUCUUUACACAGUUUUUGUCUCACUCAUUGUGAACUGAUCCCCCAUUGUCAGCUCAAUUUAAUAAGCCUGUGAACACACCCAAUUCCAUAGCACAGAAAAAGGGCAAUAAGAUUCGGCAGUGAAGACCUGGCUUCACUGAAGUGUAAUCGCCCCUCUCUCCAUUGUCAGUCAGCUCCUCCCAAACGUAUUUGAGUUUGUCCCAAUGAUAUUUAUUUAACACUAUAUUGAGGUCUUGUUUGACCAAAGGGUUUGUGCUAACAUGCAACACUGGGUGGGUUUGAUCUGAAGCUGCUUACUAUAUAUGAAGGGUGUCUAUCUUUUUGUUCUUGAUUUCACUGGUAAUUAAAUCCUUUUAUGAUGGAGUUGUUAAAUGUAACUACCCUUGGCUAAUGGGAAACGAGGAGUUAAGCCAUCUCUUCCCAAAUGUACCUGGUCGAAUGUCAGGCCAAUCUAAACUGCACAAAAUGGGGGUCCGUGGAGAACUUUUCAUGUCCAUUUUAUCAGUGCACUUGGACUUCCCUUUGUCUUUACACAGAAUAAAGUUUGCUCUUCUGAUGAAACCCAUUACAAAGUACUUUGUGCACAGCAAUUUUUCUCACAUAGGCCUAUGUCUUCAUUGCUAACAAACCAGUCUUGCUCCUUUACUGCCGUGAACCAUCUUUUUUUUCUGGUUUAACUGAAUUGCUCUCGUUUUCCCCGUGGCUGUGGAGAUAUGGAAGGGUGAUGAGGGGAUAGUGUUUGUAGUGGUGGUGGUCAUAUACCAUGGUCUCAGUGGAGCCCUCCCUGCUGUCCUGGAUGGGUGGACAGCUCAUGUUUCAAGAGAUGGGUAGUAAGGGCAAUCAGCCUUGCCCGCUGCUGGGUCUCUGAUGUACACAAGACGGCUUGUUUUACUGUAAAUGAACUCCAUUGUAACUGGAACAGUAUCAUGCUUUCUGGGAUAUCCCAUAAGAGUAUCCCAGGUCUCUUUGUAUGGUUUUAUUUUCUCUUUUUUCUGGGUGUGUUUAGUUCUGUCAGGUUGGUUAGAGUAAGCACUAUGGAGGAUGCUAGCCCUUAUAGAUCUGCUAGUUUGGCAAAAGAAGGGAGGUGUGGGGAAAGUUUCAGGGUGCCAUUACCACGGCCAAAAGGUCAAGUGUAAACAGUCAUUAUCCUGCUGAGUUUUUUUUUUCCCUCACUUGUGGCAUUCCCAAUAGUAAAUUGGGUAGUAAAGGUUAGGUUUUUAAAAUGUUAAUUCUCAUGUGUAUAUUUAGAUUGCAUAUGUAUAAAUAAAUGUAAUUUCUUAA